Messenger RNA from Schistocerca gregaria, 2573 nucleotides. RefSeq names its product flotillin-1 (gene Flo1). Bases 676 to 1956 code for a protein of 426 amino acids. The transcript is spliced from 11 exons. The record is from RefSeq and is a predicted model, not a curated record. Lineage: Eukaryota; Metazoa; Arthropoda; Insecta; Orthoptera; Acrididae. Gene Ontology annotation, biological process: protein localization to plasma membrane; positive regulation of cell-cell adhesion mediated by cadherin; positive regulation of endocytosis. Gene Ontology annotation, cellular component: plasma membrane.
GUCUACAGAUGGCAGGACCAGCGAGACGUGGGAAUGCCAAUCCUAUGGUCCCUGAAGGACUAACCCAUAAAAUCAAUAAAAAAGCGUAAAGUUGGAUCGACUUUACCCUCUUCACUGUAUUACGUGUACGAAGAAAGAUACCAUGAAACACACGGACCUUUUUUGCCCGCGGUAGCGACCGCAGCAAUGUCCGAUUUUUCAGGAUGGACUUGUAAUUUUUCAGAACUCACCGAUCCGUCUUCCUUAUGAUUGUCAAAUUAAAAGUGAGCUUGUAGUGGAUCGGAAGGAGGCAUAUAAGUAAUAACUCACUGUGUCUUUGGAAAAAAUUGCCAAGUGUAAUUACAAGUGUGUUUCCCUAACCAUGAUUAGCAAAAUGUGGUUGGAGGAAAGAAAACAUUAAGUUUCGCAAUAUCGCAGAAUUGCAGCCCUCUUUAGAGAGAAGCUUGCAUAAUCAACAGAAUAAGAAAAACACUGUUUUCUGAAUGAGUGAGUUGGAGCAAACGUUCAUGUUGACUUUUCUACUGACUUUCGAAUUUGGCGGUUGCAUACUGCGCAAGCCCCGUUGCCGGGUACGCCAUUUGUUGAAAUGGUUUUCCUGGUAGCUUAAUAAGUCUGCCAUAUCUGCUAUAAGCAGUCUCCAGUUUUUAGAGGAGCUCAUCUGUUUCAGUCUGCAUCAUGACGUGGGGCUUUGUAACUUGUGGGCCAAAUGAGGCCCUCGUCAUUUCAGGUUGCUGUUACAAUAAACCUCUUCUUGUCCCUGGUGGCCGAGCCUUUGUGUGGCCUACUAUUCAGUGUGUUCAAAGGAUUUCAUUGAAUACAAUGACACUUCAAGUUGAAAGCCCCACUGUCUACACCAGCCAGGGCGUGCCCAUUUCUGUUACCGGUAUAGCACAGGUUAAAAUACAAGGCCAGAAUGAAGAAAUGUUGCUUGCUGCCUGUGAACAAUUUCUUGGUAAGCCAGAACAUGAAAUUCAGCACAUUGCAUUGGUCACACUGGAAGGGCACCAGAGAGCUAUUAUGGGAAGUAUGACUGUUGAGGAAAUAUACAAAGAUAGGAAGAAGUUUAGCAAACAAGUUUUUGAAGUUGCCUCAUCAGAUCUUGUGAACAUGGGAAUUACUGUUGUAUCAUAUACUCUGAAAGACAUAAGAGAUGAAGAGGGGUAUCUGAAAAGCUUGGGUAUGGCCAGGACAGCUGAAGUUAAGAGGGAUGCUCGCAUUGGUGAAGCUGAAGCAAGGAGAGAUGCCCAAAUUAAAGAAGCUAUUGCUGAAGAAGAACGUAUGGCUGCCAGAUUUCUGAAUGAUACAGAAAUUGCCAAAGCACAGAGAGAUUUUGAGCUCAAAAAAGCAGCAUACGAUGUUGAAGUCCAAACAAAGAAAGCUGAGGCUGAACUGGCUUAUGAACUACAAGCAGCAAAGACAAAGCAACGAAUCAAAGAAGAGCAGAUGCAGAUUCUUGUUGUAGAACGAAGCCAAGAGAUUGCAGUCCAGGACCAAGAAAUUCAGCGAAGGGAGAGAGAACUUGAAGCUACUAUAAGACGUCCUGCAGAAGCAGAGAAGUAUAAGUUGGAGAAACUUGCUGAAGCAAACAGAAACAGAGUGAUACUUGAAGCAGAGGCUGAAGCUGAAGCUCUUCGUGUCAGAGGAGAAGCAGAAGCAUUUGCUAUUGAGGCAAAGGCUCGAGCUGAAGCAGAACAAAUGGCAAAAAAAGCAGAUGCCUGGAAGGACUACAAGGAAGCAGCAAUGGUUGAUAUGCUCCUUGAAACAUUACCCAAGGUUGCAGCAGAAGUUGCUGCUCCUCUCUCACAGGCUAAGAAGAUAACUAUGGUAUCAGCAGGAAAUGGUGAGGUUGGUGCUGCCAAGCUCACUGGUGAAGUCCUUAGUAUUGUCAGUAAAGUCCCUGAAGUGGUAAAAACUCUAACAGGUGUUGAUAUUGUGAAGACUGUUCAUGGUGCCUAAGCUGGAGACUCCAAGGAUGUUCACUCAGCUAUUGUUGUAAGAUCUGAUAAUUAAAAUGCGUAGUGUAACAAUUUAUGCCUCUAUUUUAUGACAGCUGUGAAUAAUCUCGUGUAACAAUCUGUUAAAAGCUGUGACAAUUCUGUUGUUUAUAUAUAAUCACUUCAUGUGUACCUGCAUAAAAUUGCUAUAAAUAUUUUUGACAAAGAAUAAUGAAAAUGAUAUAUGGGCACAAGUAGUAUAUUGAAACUAAGAUAAUACUGUGGCCAGACAAACUCUGAAAAAUCUUUGAUAAAAAAGGUGGUUUUCGUGUAUUGCAUGUGAAAUUAUAUCAAAAUCGUCAUUUUUCAUUUUCAUAUCUAUGCAUUUAUUUGCUUCUUACACAGGACAUUUUAUUUUAGAAGCAAAACUAUGUAUUUAAAGUAAGUGUGUGUUUCAGUGUAUUCCCCUUUGAUUGCUAUUUGCUUUCGAAUUGUAUUCAUAUGCUAUGGGUAUUGUAGACAAUAGAAUCUCAUACAAUUAUCAAACUUCUCAUUCAUUAUUGAAUAUUUGAUUACUGUAGUGUGGAUUUUGUCAAAUGUCAUGCAUUUAUUAAAAAAAUAAAUGAGUUAUUAUGUGAA